AUUCGGUAAUUUAAGGACCAAACCAAGAAAACCUAAGAGUCCGAGGGGGCAAAGUGAAGAUUAAGCAACUACACAACGCCGUGAUUUUCGCAAUAAUUCAGAGCGGGCGGUUGUCCAUCGGAGAUUCGGACCAGUUUCUACAGCGUGGACGGAAUUUUGCGCUGCGCGGGCGCUGUAACCACCUCUCUCUCUCGCGUACCCAUCAUCACCCAAUCAACGGAAAUCAAUCGCCGUUGGAGGCGGCGGAGAUUUGUCUGAGAGCCUAAAAAAAGGAUGUCUUACGCCUACCUCUUCAAGUACAUCAUCAUCGGCGACACCGGGGUAGGGAAAUCAUGUCUUCUUCUGCAAUUCACGGACAAGCGUUUCCAGCCAGUCCAUGACUUGACAAUAGGUGUUGAGUUAGGGGCCAGGAUGAUUACGAUCGAGAACAAACCCGUUAAACUACAAAUAUGGGACACGGCAGGUCAAGAGUCCUUCAGAUCCAUCACAAGGUCAUAUUACAGAGGUGCUGCUGGUGCACUGCUUGUCUAUGAUAUUACCAGGAGGGAAACUUUUAAUCAUUUGGCUAGCUGGCUAGAAGAUGCAAGGCAGCAUGCAAAUGCAAACAUGUCGAUUAUGCUCAUUGGUAAUAAGUGUGAUCUUGCUCAUAGAAGGGCUGUGAGCACAGAGGAAGGUGAGCAGUUUGCGAAGGAGCAUGGAUUGAUCUUUAUGGAAGCAUCUGCAAAAACUGCACAGAACGUUGAGGAGGCAUUUAUCAAAACUGCUGCAACAAUAUACAAGAAGAUUCAGGAUGGAGUUGUUGAUGUAUCGAAUGAGGUCAGUUUCUUUUCCUUCUACUUGCUUUGUCCUACUGGUCCUGGUACUUCUUUUCUUUGGAGGACUAAAGUGCCAUCGGUAGAGUUUCAUCCCGUUGAUGCAGCAUUUAUGUUAUUGUACAUUGAGAAAUUGGUUUUUGUUGUGGUGUGUUCUUAUACAAAGAUCUGGGUAUGCUGGAUACUGCAUCAAGUAACAAGUUCAUUAAGGUGAAAGGCUGCAUGUGGAUUUUUCUAGGAUGAUUCUACGAGACCAUGCAAUGGAUUGUGAAAGUUAUGCCUGAUCAUUGAACUUCAAGUCUGAAACAUGGUCAACAAGUUUAUAAGUUUCCAUAUUACUUAUCAAAAAAUUUUUAUAAGUUUCCAUAUUAACUGAUUGAUAAUUCCGUCCUUAAUCUGUAUGGAUAACCUAUCUGUGCCCUUGUGGAGUAAAUGUGGGUAGUUCACUGAUAUACAAUACUGCUGCUAACAUACUGCUUACAACGACAUUGGGCUUGUGUGCAGUCAUAUGGAAUAAAAAUUGGGUACGGUGGAAUCUCUGGGCCUUCCGGGGUUAGAGAUGGCUCCUCUUCUCAUGGUGGAGGCUGCUGCAGCUGAGGCUUGGAGAUAUCUGUGCUGUAAAUGUAAUUAUCUGUGUUCUUUUUUCUGCUCAGCCCUAUUUGGUUUUUGCCCUGAAUGACGUUACCUGUGUGUAAAUGUCAUCCUUAGAUUUGCAAUACGUGCUUUUCCAAACUGGUUACACUCGUAUAGUCAUUGUUCUUGUCUAUUUGAUUGUAAAUCUGACCAAGAUGUUGUAUAUCUUCCACGAGCUGUGUUAAAUUCAAAUGUUAGAUUCAGAAAAUAGACGGAUCGUCUAUUAUUUC
Rhododendron vialii is the source of this 1675-nucleotide messenger RNA. RefSeq names its product ras-related protein RABB1c-like. Gene Ontology annotation, cellular component: Golgi apparatus. Bases 274 to 1026 code for a protein of 250 amino acids. The record is from RefSeq and is a predicted model, not a curated record. Gene Ontology annotation, molecular function: GTPase activity; GTP binding. NCBI's taxonomy places the organism in Eukaryota, Viridiplantae, Streptophyta, Magnoliopsida, Ericales, Ericaceae. The transcript is spliced from 5 exons.